Messenger RNA from Phialemonium atrogriseum, 1017 nucleotides. RefSeq lists its product as uncharacterized. The transcript is spliced from 4 exons. Bases 157 to 954 code for a protein of 265 amino acids. Lineage: Eukaryota; Fungi; Ascomycota; Sordariomycetes; Cephalothecales; Cephalothecaceae. The record is from RefSeq and is a predicted model, not a curated record.
CUUGCUCUUUAUCCCUUCAUCGCCGUGCCAACCACAAAUGCCAACAAGCACGAAUCUCAACAUUAGAAGACGACUCCAGCUCCCACAACCAUCCGCACCUCGCACAGCCCACAAGAUCAACACCACCACGCCACCAGGGCACCAGGGCACCCCGACAUGUUAGACCGCUCCCAACCCUCUCCCACUCCCAAUCCCGACCAGACCAGUAUCCAACUCGCCAUUCCACAACAGCCUAGCCACAAGCAAAGCCAGUACCAACAACCCAACCCACCACCACCCUGUCGUCGCCAAACCAUCGCCCAAUCUCCGCCUCACAUCUCAAGUCUCUCUCUCUCAUCCGCCUGCCACAACUCAACCAAUCAGUACCAUUCGGUAUCUCCAUCACGGCACCCUUCCAUCAACCCUGGCACCAACCAUCCAACCAACAUGGACAGGCUCGACCUCAACAUAUUCCUCGAUUGGCCCGGCAGGGAAAAGGAGACAACAUUCGCAACAGUCACGCCAAAGACUACAGCUCUCGCCGUCGAGAAAGGCAAUGCCACUCGCACCAGCGGCUCACCUCCAGCGCCAUCGCCUCCCCGCACAGCCGCCCGCGGCAAGGGAUCACGACCGAGAAGCAGACAACAGCACACGAGCAGCGACAUAACCGACAAAUACAUGGCAGCCACGAUAAGAGAAGAGAAUAGGACAAGAGAGCCUGUCGAGGCUAGAGUAGGGGUUGCGAAGAUUUGUACCUGUCUGUCUUGUAGCUUUCUUUUCUGUGGCGGCGUGGGGGUGGAAGCCACGGGAUUGUCUCGACCCGGGCCUGGACCUGGAUGCCUGGAUGCCUGGAUUCCUGGAUUCCUGGACCUGGAACUGGAACUGGAACUGGAACCUAGAGCCUGGAACCUGGGACCUAGGACCUCCCUGACCUCACCGGCCUACUUGGAUCCUGGGAACGUGGCUUUCACCUAAGGUGCUGUUUGUAUCCUGUCGUCUUACAGUCAUGUAGCUUGUAGGGUCGGGAGUGGUUGCAUC